AUCCCAAAUGCGGGAUAUUGACGUGGCAUGUGCAACGAAAUAUUCUCCACGUCCGCCAUUUUACAUUGUUUUGACAGGUCUUAGAUACGAAAUCAAGCAUAUAUCGUUACUUAAACACUUUCACUGCAACAGUUUUGGCAGACAGGUACAUUAAACAGAUAACACAGAAUUGGAAAAUCGUUAGAAGCUUUAAUUAAAUAAUUCAUCAACAUGGGAUCAGUUUUUGGGAAACUUUUCUCCUCGUUAUUUGGUAAAAAGGAAAUGAGAAUAUUAAUGGUAGGAUUGGAUGCUGCCGGUAAAACUACUAUUCUUUACAAGUUGAAGUUAGGAGAAAUAGUGACAACUAUACCUACUAUAGGUUUUAAUGUAGAAACGGUAGAAUAUAAGAAUAUAAGUUUUACGGUGUGGGAUGUAGGAGGGCAGGAUAAAAUAAGACCUUUAUGGAGACAUUAUUUCCAAAAUACACAAGGUUUGAUAUUUGUAGUAGAUAGUAAUGACAGGGAAAGAAUUAAUGAGGCUAGGGAAGAAUUACACAGAAUGUUACAAGAAGAUGAACUUAGAGAUGCUGUUUUAUUAGUGUUCUGUAAUAAACAGGAUUUACCUAAUGCAAUGAAUGCUGCCGAAGUGACAGAUAAACUAGGUCUACAUAGUCUGCGUCAACGUGGAUGGUAUAUCCAGGCAACCUGUGCUACAAGUGGAGACGGACUAUAUGAAGGACUUGAUUGGUUAUCAAAUACACUAAAAAAAAAUAUGUAAAAUGAAAGUAGAGCCGGGAAUAAUAUAAUUUAUUAUCAGUUUUUGUUGAGGAUAAAAUAAUAAGUAUGUUUCAAGGUGUUUUUAUGGACAGAAAUGUUUUGAUGAAGGUUAGCGUCACUAUGAAAUCUUGUUUUUAUCACUUAUCAAUAUUCUCCUAGAACCAACUGAAGUAUUUUUCAGACUCUAAGUAUAAACAUUCCAAGGAAUAUUGGUGUUGGGCCUAAUUUUUUACAGUGUUCCUUAUUAUACUGUAAGUUCUUCAGAAUGCCCUUAUCACUUACUAUUGAAAUCUUGUUUGCUACUUUGAUUUGGGUUAUUCAGCAAGCAAAUAUUCAAAAACAAAUUCUCACUCAGAAUAUAUGUACAAGUAUAGAAUAAAAUACAGGGCACUAAGAUAAAGGAAAUCCAAUGAUUUUUUGUUACUAGUGGAUCAUCAUGUUCCACUUGGAACAAGUCGGAUAUAAUUCUUGACAAACAAUUGUUGGAUGUGUGCAAUUUUUUUCUCAUGUACAUUAUCAUUCAACAAAAAACAAAUCAUAUAUGUUUAUUUUAUCUUAAGAUAGUAUUUGUGAACAAAAUCUUUCAUGUUCUGGACCUAAAGUGUAAAACAUGUACAUACUGUAUUGUGACAUUUUUCACUAAGUUUUGAAAUUGAUUUAUAUUGUAUUAUUCAUUUAUUUAUCAUUUUGUUUUUGUUUUCAUUUUACAAGUGGAUGAUUGAUGUAUGUUGAUACACAACUGUAUUAAAGUGAAACUAUUUAUCCCUUAUAUUUCAUAUAAUUUUGGUAAUACUUAAUUUGCUUAAUUCAUUUGGGGAUAUUUUCUUCUAACUUUCCUUCCCAUUAAAUCUAUAAAUUGUUCAAAAGUUGUUUUUUUUUUGUUAAGGUUUAUAUGGAUUAAGAACCUAGCAUGCAUUUAAAUUUCCUAAUUGAAUGUUAAACUUUGAACUCUGUUAUUAUUUUGACAGAGGAUGGAUUGAAUAUACUGCCAUUGUUCCCAUUAAUUGUUUUAGAAUUGAAAAAUGAGAAUAAAAUUGUUUGAAAGCCUCAUUUCCAUCAAGCAUAUGUCUAGUUAAGAAUACACACUCCAUGUAAUGAAUUCAGACAAUGGAGAUCAAUAUCAGACAAGAUAAAUUUGUGUAUUAGAGUAUGCUCUAAUAAAAGAUGUCUUCUUAUUUAGCCUACAUUAAUCUACAAUGUUAAUAACAAUAACACUGCUUGUCAUGAAGCUGUAAUGAUGAGAUUUUCUGAUGGGAGUUUUGUAUAUUUAUCUAGUGAAUGUUAUGUAGAAUUAGUGGUGUCUCCACCACAUUCAUCAAUGGUGGAUAUUCCACUGAUCAGAUAUGUAAUAUCCAUGAAACUUCUACUUCUAUCUUGGUAGAAAUCUCAUAGAUAUGUUAACUGUUUAUGUAUUUUGUAGAAAAUAAACAUGGAUACCAAUACAGAAA
Messenger RNA from Mytilus californianus (California mussel), 2203 nucleotides. Its product is annotated as ADP-ribosylation factor 2. Gene Ontology annotation, cellular component: cytoplasm; plasma membrane. The coding region runs from base 211 to 756 and encodes 181 amino acids. Gene Ontology annotation, biological process: intracellular protein transport; vesicle-mediated transport. The record is from RefSeq and is a predicted model, not a curated record. Gene Ontology annotation, molecular function: GTPase activity; GTP binding. The transcript is spliced from 5 exons. Lineage: Eukaryota; Metazoa; Mollusca; Bivalvia; Mytilida; Mytilidae.